Lingula anatina is the source of this 7677-nucleotide messenger RNA. RefSeq lists its product as uncharacterized. NCBI's taxonomy places the organism in Eukaryota, Metazoa, Brachiopoda, Lingulata, Lingulida, Lingulidae. The record is from RefSeq and is a predicted model, not a curated record. Gene Ontology annotation, biological process: negative regulation of canonical NF-kappaB signal transduction; positive regulation of JNK cascade; centriole replication. Gene Ontology annotation, molecular function: protein binding. Gene Ontology annotation, cellular component: mitotic spindle; cytoplasm.
UUAUCAAAAGUGAAUUUUGUCUUAUUUUGGUCUUUUUAAAAUCUCAACUUUAUAAUAUCGGUGUAAUUGAUAAUAGAUAUACUACCUCUUUUCCCAUAAGCUCACAAUGUUUUAAUUAAGCGUUUGAUACGAAGAUUAAUGAUUUUGACCAACCAAAAAUUAGAGCCAAUCACACGGAAGAAGAAAUGAGUACGCUAGGCUUGACUGGUUCAUGUUCAAAACUGGGAUGAUCGUGACGAAUACACGGGUGCUCUUCCUAAUGGAAGUUUUUAAACUAUGAUGCCGCUGUCUUAUUGGACCGGGAAUACAUUUAAAAUGUAGGAGACUCUGUGGAAGUUAUAACAUUUGAUUUCUGACUAUUUUCCAGACAUAUUAUUAACUUUUUGGUAAUCUUUGUUGGAAUUGCCAAACUUUUUAUUCCAGACAUAAGUGACAACCCAGGGAAUAACCUAACUUUGUAUAAUACAACAUAGGAUUAUAAGCGCACGCGUGCGAUGCAAGUAUGGAGACGACUCCAGUAAAAGUUUUAAGAACUGGAUCGUUGAAGAGGAAGAGUAAAGUUGUGGAUAUCAGUCGCAGGGUGACACUAGAAAGAGUCCUAGGACUGACUGUUACCACCAAUGCAGCUUUGGCAGUAGACUCUAAAACAGGACUAAUAGCAUAUCCAGCAGGAUGUGUUGUUGUCCUGUUCAAUGCCAGGAAACACAAACAGAGCCACAUCUUCAACACUUGCAAGAAGACCAUCACUUGCCUGGCGUUUGCAGGAGAUGGCAAACAUUUGGCCACAGGGGAGAGUGGCCACCAGCCCCAUGUGCGGGUAUGGGACAUAGAGGAGAAGGUCCAAGUGGCCGAGUUCCAUGGACACAAGUUUGGCUUGCAAAGUGUGGUUUUCUCCCCCAACCUGAAGUAUCUUGUAUCAGUGGGAACUCAGCAUGACAUGAUCAUCAAUGUUUGGAAUUGGAGGACCAACACCAAAGUUGCUUCAAAUAAAGUCUCCAGCAAAGUGAAUGCUGUGGGUUUUUCAGAAGAUGGAAGCAUGUUUGUUACAGUGGGCAACAGACAUGUCAAGUUUUGGUAUUUAGAUGCUAGUAAAUCAAAGAUCAAAAAUGAAACAUUGCCCUUGUUGGGACGAUCUGCAAUAAUUGGCGACCAGAAGAACAAUUUCUUCUGUGGUGUGGCCAUGGGCUGUGGAGCUAUGGCAGGCAGCGUCUAUGCCAUCACACAGUCAGGGAGGCUGUGUGAGUUUAAUGCCAAAAGAUUGUUGGAUAAGUGGGUGGAACUCAGGACCACCAAAGCCAACUGUUUGUCAGCUGGAGCUGAUUACAUUUUCGUUGGUUGUGCUGAUGGCACAGUGCGCAUCUUCAGUGCACAGAGCCUCCAUUUUGUCUGCUCUAUGCCAAAGCCACAUUACCUAGGUGUAGAUGUCACUGCUGGGCAGGAUCCAAGUCACAUGGGGGUGAAACCAGACAAUGCCAGAUAUCCAGACUGCAUAGCUCUGGAAUAUGAUGAGAUGAAUAAAAAAGUGACAUGUAUAUACAGUGAUCACAGCCUGUACAUGUGGGAUGUCAGGGAUAUUAGGAAGAUUGGCAAGGCUUGGUCUGCCUUGUUCCACAGUUCCUGUAUAUGGGGUCUGGAGGUCUACCCAGUGUGUAAUAACCCAGCUCUUCCUCCGGGGUCGUUUAUGACCUGCUCCAGUGAUGACACUAUACGGGUCUGGAACAUUGACCCACACAUGACCAAUGAUACUUUGUAUAAGAGGAACAUUUACAGCCACGAACUCCUCAAAGUUCUCUAUGUGGACAAGAACCUGAGUUUUCUCUGUGACAAGGAGUACAACCCCACUGGAGGUGCUGACAAGACAGACACCACGUAUGAUGGGAAGAACGGGGUGCGUGCUGUGCGCGUGUCUCCUGAUGGCCAGCACUUAGCUUCAGGCGACAGAACUGGCAAUAUCAGAGUGCAUAAUCUACAGAAUCUUAAGGAGUUGUGUAUCAUUGAAGCCCAUGAUGGGGAGGUGCUAUGUCUGGAAUAUUCCACUCUUCCUGCAGGCCCCAGAUUACUGGCCUCAGCCAGCAGAGACCGCCUGAUCCAUGUAUUUGACACCAGGGACCAGUACAACCUUGUACAGACACUAGACGACCAUUCCUCCUCCAUCACUGCUGUGAAGUUUGCAGAGAAUGAUGGCCAGAUUAAGAUGCUGAGCUGUGCUGCAGACAAAUCUGUGCUGUUCAGGACUGCUACACAGGGUCCUGACCAUGAGCUCCAGUUUGUCUUGGACCACCACCUGGUGGGGAAAACCACCCUGUAUGACAUGGACGUGGAUCCUUGCAACAAGUUUGCCAUCACAGCAUGCCAGGACAGAAAUGUUAGAAUUUACAACAUCAAGACAGGAAAGAACAAAAAGUGCUACAAAGGUGCUACAGGAGAUGAUGGUACUUUGAUCAAGGUGCAGCUUGACCCCUCUGGUACCUACGCCUGCACCAGCUCCUCUGACAAAUCUCUGGCCAUCUUUGAUUUCUACACUGGAGAAUGCAUGGGCUCCAUGUUUGGUCACUCUGAAAUAGCCACUGGGGUCAGGUUUAUGAAUGACCUCAAGCAUAUCAUCACAGUGUCAGGAGAUGGGUGCAUUUUCAUCUGGAAAGUGAGUUCAGACUUGACACAGCAGAUGUAUCAAAGACUGAUAGAUCUGGGCCAGCUGACCACCAAAUACAUUCCUAAUGGAGACAACAGGAGCCCAGCUUCCCCUAGGGUUGAGAUUGAAAACAUCCCAGAGAGAGAUGAGGGUGACUUUGGCCCACCUCCCCCUGAGUUUCUCCACCCCAAUGUUAACAGUAAGACCAAUGGGAAUGGGGUAGACUACAGGUUCAGUGUGGGACAACUCCCUGCUUGGGCUAAGAAACAAAUGUCUGCUGAGCCAGUGACCUCAGAGACAGGCAGUCAGCUGCCCUCUCAGCCCAAGGGGAAAUGGGCCACCAGGGUGGAACCCCAGGGGAUUGCUGUCAAGUCUAUCCUGGACAAUAACAAUGCUAUUGAAGUCAACUGGGCAGAGAAUAGAAGGUUUACCUUUGAAGCAGACCAGUCUUCUAACAUUAGAAGGGAAACAAUUGUGUUACCCAAGGCAACAAGACCAAAUAGCAUUCCAAUCAUUGAAGAUGAUGAUAACAACCAGGAUGAUGAUGACGACGACUUCUUCCCCAUGUCAGCAAGGGAACAAGCAGAGAGGCUGGACAGGGAUGCUUCUGGUCUGCUACAGGGUGGUAGAGUUACAGAGAGGGGGAGGUCGUACCCCAGUAUAGACACUCUGGCCAGUACCCCCAGUGAGGAGGACGAGGACACAGAGACUGAGGAACAUGGAGAAGUCAUAUAUUACCCACAAGAUGGAGAGGAUAAUGCUGCAUCAGAAUCUAGUUCAUUCCAAGUUGUUGCAAUUUCCAAGGAGGAGUUGAAGGCAAGCAGACGACAAAUGAAGAUGCAGAAGAACAAGGAAUCUGAACCAGCAGCCAGUAUAUCUGAUUCCUUCUCUGACACACAUUCACACAGAGGCGAGCCAAACUCAGAAGAUGAGAUGGGAGAUGAUGAGAUGGACCUGAGUAGUCCCCAGUCUUCCUUCCCCAAUACCCCUGUGACCCCAGGAGCCAGGAUGUUGUUUGAUCAACUAGAACGGGAGAAAUUUUCUAGGACUUUUGAAGACAUGGAAGCCACUUUGGCAGGAGGAGGUGAACACAGUCUGGAUGGUAUGGACCAGUUAAAUGGAGGUCAGCUGAUGCAUCCUAGGCUGAGUAUAUCAGCAAGGUUCUUGUCCAGAGCUCAGCAGGAACAGCUCAGGAAUGUCAUAGGAAUGCAACCAGAGAGAGAUACUAAUGUGGUAUGUAUGGACAUUGAAAAGAAAAAGGAAUCCAUGGUGAAGUCAGCUGAUGAUCCAAGAAGAAGAUUACAAGAGCUCGGUUGGACGGGGCUUAUUUAUGUUCCGCCUGAUCCCAAUGAGCAACCAGAGAGGGAGAGAACUAACACUUCAUAUAGAACUAAAACUCAGCAGUCUCCUCCUUCAAGACUUGCUAAGGAAUCUCCUCAUAAUUCAGACACUCCUGAUGGUGGGAAAAGAACCAAGAAAAGAUCCAUGCUGAAUUUGGUCAAGGCCACCGCACAGGCAGAACAAGGCGUAGAAUCUCCUGCCUCGGAACCAGAAAAGGAACCAGUUACGCAACCAAUUAAGCAACCAGAUAAAGAGCGUUCCUCAAUGAGGAGGGCAUGGUCCUCCACAGAUGUAUCCCGUCAGCCACUCGAAAUAGCAGGGAUGGGUGGUCGUCAGCAGCGCAAUUUACCCCCAACUCCUGAUACCCAGACACAGUCACUCCGUGCUUAUGGUAAAAAUUCCAAACUACGCCCCAGUGCUAUCAGCAGAGCUCAGUCUCGGGCCGUAUGGAAGCAACUAAUACUAACUGCCUUAAAAACACGGGAGCAGGAUAAACCUUCUAGGGAUAAGGGGAAUAUUGCUAAACUGGAGAAAUCUCUGGGGAAGAUACCAAGCCCUGCCUCUCCCACAAAAGAAUUUCCAGGCUCCAGAUUUAGUGACUCAGUACCCUCUAGGAGUAGAUCUGAGGCCAACCUGCUGGCUUCAGGCAGGGACUUACAGCCAGUGAACACUACUCCAAAGCGUAUGACCAGGAGGCAACAUUCGUACAGGGACGCCACAGCCAGUUCUUCAGCUAAGAUGUCACGUGCUAGCUCUUCUCAGGGUUUAAAUGCUGGUAAAGUAGAAGGAGAAGCCGAUGGUGAUGCCAGUAAUUUAUCCAAGGCCAUGUCCAUGCAUACACUCAGUAAUGUGCCAAGUGGCACUGUUCCAGGUGCAGGUGGGGUACAAAAGAGGACCUAUUCUAGGCGGCGCUCAGACAGGUUGAGUAGGACGCGUUCCAUGGACCUGACCUCAUCCUCACCUAACUUGUUAUCUCAGAUUUCGGUGGAGGAACACAAAAGCCCUGCUAGCUCAGAAAGUGACCACACAAAAACUGAGUCUCAGCAGCAGUCAACAUCAAGGGUUAGCAAUAAGGGUAGCAGAGCUCCAAAACAGUCAUCGGAUAAAAGUGAAAGUACUCUUACCAAGGACACUCUGAAAGGUAGCCGUGAUAGUUUAGCAUCAAUAUCAUCUCUUCCUGAUGAUGACAAAUCUGAAAAAGUGUCUGUGCAUUCUGGAAAUGUGUUGUCCAAGGAUGAGGUAGAUAGACUUGCUAUGCCACCACCCCCAGCUGCAGUUGCAGUAUCAAAGUCAAAACCCACAGAUACUUUCUUAAAGAGGGCAGCACAGUCCAAACGCCGAUCCAAUGCAGAUUUAAGCCUCAAUCAAGCGAAAGAUAUAUUAUUAGGAAAAUCUGGUAUUCUUUCAAAGACAACUUCAAUGGACACUGGACUUAACAUGGCAGGAAAAGUAAUGCAAAAUACUGGGGAAAUUGAUAUUGAUUCUAAAUCUUCUGAAGAUGAAAAGCAUGGUAAUUCUAAAAGAGAUGUGUCAAGCAAGAAAGACAUUUCAUCUGUUUUCAAUGGUGAGGAUAAAACAGAUACUAUUAGAGCAGCAAAGGGAGAUAUUAUACUGCAGGCUAAAACAUCUGGAUUAGCACCAACAAACUCUGAGGAUGUAGUGCCAAAGAGAAGAACACGGACACCCCGCCGACAAAGGCCAAAAUCAGAAAUCUUCUCACGCUCUAACUUCAGUACUACAGUAGAGAGGCCUGCUUCUGCUCUAGGUAACAGGGAAGGGGGAGAGCCCAUACCUGCACAAGAAAAUAAGGAAAAUAUUGAGGCUACUUCAGGCUCAGAGGGGGUCAAGUCCUUGCUGAAGAAGUUCAGUAAAUCCCGUGAGGGAUUGGAUAAAUUAACAUUUGAAACAUCCCCAGGGACUCCAAGGUCGCGAAGGUCAUCUAUAAGCAAAUCCAGAGAGGAUUUGAGAUUAUCUUUAUCCUCAAACCAGCUCUCAUAUAGUUCUCCUUCCUUGAAUUCUGGGAAACUUUCUGUAAAACAGGAUGAUGAGAACAAAACUUCAGAUACAGAUAGCAGUGUUGCUGAGAUCACCAGGGCAUCUCCCAGAACUAUGCAGACAGAUCACUUGGCUUCCCCUCGAGGCAGGCAAGAUUCUGUGAGGUCUAAGGGAUCAGGAGACUUGGACUCCUCUAGUGACAGUUUGCCCUCUUACUCAAUGAAAAGGAGACUUCCUAGUGGCUUCAGUCCAGCUCGAAGCAGCUCGCCCAAAGUUGACGACCAAGGAGGAGCGCGUCCUAGAGCCUCUAGAGUGACAUCACCAUUAGUGAUGACUGAGACAGAAAAAGAUCCAUUGGUUGUGUGUGCCGAAGCAGUUACAGAUCUGAAGAAGUCAAUACAGAGAGUUACAGAUAUGUAUCAAAAGGUUUCUAGGCGAUCUUCAGAUGAAACUUCCAGAAAGAUGAGAGAAAUGCUGUCCGAAGCGUUCAAAGAAAUCCAGGCAUCCCUCUCAUCAAGCCUGUCAUCACCACAACAGACUCCAAGGAGAGAGUCUCCUAGAACCACCACCAGAGGGCAGUUAGGGUCCCCACAGACAGUGCCACACAAUGGCCAGAAUGUUUCCCCAUCCCCACCACCACCAGCACAGCCAAUUCAACAACAGCAAACAACAACCGUGCCCUCAAAACAACAGAAUCUGGCCAGCAGCCAGAGAAAUUUUACCCCAACAGAACAGAAGCAAGGAGGUAUGCCUUCUCCUUUUGGAGAAAACGGGAUGGAUGAGGCCACCUAUAAAAUGCUGUUUAAUUCAUUUAUGCAGCACAUGCAACAGAACAUGCCAGCAAUGAACACUAGAGGGCAGCAGGGGCCAGGAGGCUCUGGUUAAACAUUGCAACACUGGCAGGCCUGUAUAGAGAUUACAGUCUUGAGCUUCCAUGCAACUACCCAUUCCAGCAAUAUGCAGUUUUUUUAAAAUAUAUUUAUUGGUUUAAAUAACUUUUCAGAAAAAACAAAAACAUGAAGGCAAUAGUAAUUUAAGUGGCCAGUCCAGUUUCAUUUGUUUCACUGGCAUAAUCUUGUUCCAUUGUUUUUCUAUGGGUUUGGAAAGAAUAGAUUUGAUACUGUUAUUUGUCAUGUAGAUAUGAACAUAUGUCAUGUAUCGAUAAAUGUCUACCUAGUAUGUUCACUUGCAUAUAUACACUCAGCUGAAUAUAAUAUAAGACAUGUAGAUGUUGAUCAGCUAUAGCUUAUAUUCAUGUAGUUUUUCAUUGUAAAUAUUUCACUAAUUAUCAUGGGGUUAAAUAGGUAGGUAUUUAAGAAUAGGUCAUGAGAAAAAAUAGUGAGACUGUUUUAUAUUUAUAAAUUGUUGUCAUCAUUGUUUAUGAAAGGUGAAGUACCUCAAAUCAAUCACCUUAAGUUUGAGAAAAAAAAAAGGGUGCACCCAUGUUUGGCUCUAUGAAAUAUGGUUGUCACAGAAAAGAGCACAACAUUCACUUGUUUCCAAGUUUAAGGACCUUUAAGGACCAAGAGGUGAAAUCAGUAUUACAGAUUUACAAUCUUAAAGUAAGACCAAUGUGAAAUAUUUUUUGUCUUGAGGAUCAUUUUGGUGGAUAUUUUAUACAGAUGGGUAAAAGUAUAUCGUUUUUUUUUUUAUUUUAUUUUUUUGUAAUAUUUCACCUUCUGCUUAAUGAAGUAGAUGAUUGAAAAAAA